This is a messenger RNA of Boeremia exigua, 531 nucleotides long. Its product is annotated as Sedlin. The transcript has 3 exons. Gene Ontology annotation, cellular component: TRAPP complex; cytoplasm; nucleus. NCBI's taxonomy places the organism in Eukaryota, Fungi, Ascomycota, Dothideomycetes, Pleosporales, Didymellaceae. The record is from RefSeq and is a predicted model, not a curated record. Gene Ontology annotation, biological process: endoplasmic reticulum to Golgi vesicle-mediated transport. Bases 1 to 531 code for a protein of 176 amino acids.
AUGACGAGUCGAGUGCCCUCCAUCUGCUGCAUAGGCUACAUCGGCAAGCACAACAACCCAUUGCACAUUUCGCUCUUCCCGGCGGAAGAACGAGCGCCUCUUGAAUUCCAGUUCCUUCUUUCAUCAUGUCUGGACAUCUUCGAAGCUCGUCUCCCGUACAAGACGGCGGACCAGGACUUCGGUCUCCUCCAAGCAGUUGACGAAAGACUGGCCAUGUACGGCUGGCUGACCAACACCGGUGUUAAGAUCGUCAUCGUGGUCGACAUGGAGGGGCGACCGGCUACCGCACUAGACAGCAAAGCAGCAACGGCAGUAGGACUGCGAGAUGCAGACCUGAAGCCUGCGUUCAGGGCAUUACAGACAGCAUACAUCAAGUUGCUGCGAAAUCCAUUCUACAACCCAGAUGAGCAUUCGCCGGUGACAGCGGACGCCGAGCAGAAGAUUGGUUCGACACAGAUCACGAGCCGCGGUUUCAUUCAGGAAGUAAAGCGCAUUGCUGGAGCUUGGGUGCCCGGCGUUACUAAUAUCUGA